Molecule: messenger RNA, 2322 nt
Organism: Cladophialophora carrionii CBS 160.54
Lineage: Eukaryota; Fungi; Ascomycota; Eurotiomycetes; Chaetothyriales; Herpotrichiellaceae
Exons: 2
Coding region: 1-2322 (773 amino acids)
Biological process (GO): regulation of DNA-templated transcription; DNA-templated transcription
Molecular function (GO): DNA binding; DNA-binding transcription factor activity, RNA polymerase II-specific; zinc ion binding
Source: RefSeq, a predicted model, not a curated record
AUGUCGCAACCCGUCGAAGAAAGCGCACAAACAAGCCUCGAGCGUAACAAGAGCGAGAGCGAACACCAGUCCGCCGAUCCCCCUUCGGAGACACAGAACGGGACAGCCACCAACCUUCCCGUGCCUCGCCUGAACCCUCGAAGCUGUGUCACAUGUCGUCGCAGGAAAGUGAGGUGCAAUAAAGAAAACCCGUGCGCAAACUGCGUAAGAGCUGGGAUCGAGUGUGUGUUCCCGGGGCCUGGCAGAGCACCGAGAAAGUCUAGGAAGCCGCCCGAUGCAGAGUUGUUGGCUCGCUUGCGCAGGCUGGAAGGCGUGGUCCACAGUCUAGGUGCCCAGGUCGAUGAGAAUGGAGUUAUCUCACCCACCCUUACGGGGUCUGCAGACAUUCGAGCGCGAUUCGGAGACGCGCAAGCAGGCGACUCACCGUCAUCUGACCGUUCGGAUGCAAAGAGACAGUCCAUCGACAAGAAAUUGGGGCGGCUGGUUAUCAGCGAGGAUCGCAGUCGCUACGUGAGUAAUGCAUUUUGGACGGGCAUGAGUGACGAGAUUGCGGAAAUGCGAGAUCUGCUAGACCCAUCGACUACCGACGACGAGGACGCACUCCACUCGCCAGAGACUGACCGGCAAAUGAACCACCAUGCAUUCCUCUUUGGCUAUUCCUCGACCAUGCAUGAUUUGAGGGAGCUACAUCCCAGUCCGAGCCAGAUCUUUAUUUUGUGGGAAGUGUUCAAGGAGAAUGUCGACCCGAUCGUCCGAAUCUUACACCGCCCGACCGCCAAAACAAUCCUGAUCAAUGCGGCGAGCAGCCUUGAUCGAGUUUCGAAACCAGCAGAAGCUUUGCUCUUCUCCAUAUAUUUUGGUGCUGUAGUCAGUUUGACACCGGAGCAGUGCCAGCAGCUGUUGGUCGAAGACAAACAAUCUCUCCUGAAGAAGUACAGGUUCGCAACCGAGCAAGCUUUGGCUCGCGCGGAUUUCCUGAACAGCUCGAGUCUGAUGUGUUUGCAGGCGUUGGCAUUUUUCCUAAUCUCCGUCAGGCAUUGUGACGAUUCCAGACUAGUAUGGGCACUGGGAGGUCUCGCCCUCCAUCUGGCACAGGCGCUGGGGAUCCAUCGUGACGGAACCAAUUUCGGACUCAAUCCCUUUGAUACCGAGAUGAGACGCAGACUCUGGUGGCAGAUAUCACUCCUGGACAACCGUUCAGCAGAAGAUCAUGGUGUCGACCCGACAUUUACGGAACAGUUCUAUGACACGAAGGUCCCACUAAAUCUCAACGAUGAUGACAUAUACCCCGGGAUGAAAGAGUACCCCAAGGAAAGGAUCGGGGCCACUGAAAUGACAUUCUGCUUGAUCCGCUACGAACUCAGUGUCUUCUCCCGUCGGUUCAACUUUACCGCUCCAGUGGGGCACGGCCCUUUCCACGACCAAGAACUGUCCUUGGAAGAGAAGGAACGGCUGAUCGAUGAGUGUCACCGCAGGCUUGAAGAGAAGUACCUUCAGCACUGCGACAUGAACAUGCCCAUAUACUGGGUUGCAGCGACGGUAGCCAGACUAAUCCUGGCGAAGAUGUGGCUGAUUGUCCAUCACCCACGUGCCUACUUUGUCAGCGGUGGAGAGCCAUCCCUGCCUCCAGAGAUCCGUGAUCGAGUAUUUAUUACCUCGGUCGAGGUGAUUGAGUUCUCACACCUACUGGAGAAGAACGAGAACACGGCGAAAUGGGGCUGGUUGUUCCGGACAUACAUGCAAUGGCAGUCGGUUGCGUUCGCAUUGUCGGAAAUAUGCACGAGACCGCCUGGUCCAGACGUUGAUCGAGCAUGGAAAGCGAUUGAAUCAGUCUAUGAUGAGCGAAUGAUGAGUUCCAAGUACCAAAAAGGAAUGUUGUGGAAACCAUUGCGACACCUCAUGGCGAAGGCCAAGGCACGGAGGGCCGCGCAACAGGGCCAGGGAAUACAGUUCCAGCAAAGCCUGGAUACGCCAUUCACGGACGUACCCAAUCCGACUCCUAUGGAGCGCUUCAUGCAGGACUAUCCAGGAAACAGAGGCACCAAUGCAACGGAUUCCUUUGGCAUGAGCAGCGAUCAACCUCACAGCCGUGGCAUGAGCCUGGAUCCGCGAGCACGAGAGUCACUUCGUGCCGACACUGGCAACAUGUCACAGGACACGUCCAGCGGUGUCGGGAUAAAUUGGACCCCAGAACACGUGCCAUUCGGCAUCAACGAGUCCUCAAUCUUCAACUUCGGCUGGUCCCCAUCGGUGGGAGACUUCACCGUUCGUGGGGACGCCUUCCAGCGAUACUUCGCAAAUAUUCAGGAAGAAUGGUUUUGA